AUGUUUCCGAUUGUGGGUCUCCGCUACCGCUGCCUCUCCUGCUUCAACCUGGAUCUCUGCCAAAACUGUUUCUUCAGUCAGCGAACCGCGAAACGGCACAAAUUGAAGCAUCCGAUGCAGGAGUACUCGGGAAAGACCACUUCAUCGGAUGACGCUCGCGAUUUCGCAAAAAUGAUCCGCAACAAGUUGAGAUCGUCGCGACGACAACUCGCGUAUUUGCCGAUUGAUGUGAGUAACAACCGGUGAACUGCGAAAUGAUUUCAAUUUUUGCAGGUGGCCGAGGAGGGAAUUCCGCUGACGUGUCCGCCGGCGAAGGUGACGAAUCAGGCGACGGAGCAGCUGAACGCGGACACCGCCCAAAUGACGGCUCAUCUCGCGAAACUGAGCACGCAGCACGGCGGAGCAACUGGCGAACACAUGGAACCGGUGCAGAGCCCGCUUCAGAUCAUCAAUCAGGUAUGAGAACGUCGAGUUUAGUCAUACAAUAUCCAAAAGCAAAAAAGUUUCUUGAAAAUUAAACGCUCAACUUUGAAUAGAUAUUGUAGCGUUAGACGGUGUGCUAUGAGUCUAGAAAAUGUUUUGUGAACUCUUGACAUCUGGUACUUGAUUUUUGUACCUGACAACUUUUUUCGACGACCACUUCCUGGAGUACUGUAGCCACUAGAAGUUAGGACUUGCUCGAGCUAUGUGAAAUGUGAUCCUAAAUUCAAAGAGCUACAGUACUCCAGGGAAUAGUCGUCGAAAAAAGUGGUGAAUUACAAAAUUGUAGUACUAGACAUGAACUUUAUUUUUUUAGUUGACAACUUUUAAGUACCAUUACUUCUAAGCGUACUGUAGCUCUUCAAAGUUUGCAAUCAAAUUCAUGUGGCUUCAAUUAACAAGUCCAAACUUCCAAGCGCUACACUACCCCAAAAAGUGACCGUACAAAAAUGAUGUCGACUAAAAAAAUGGAGUAGCAAUUACAAAGUUGUUCAGCAUAAAAUUUCCAACAAUUUUGACGUUGACCACUUUUGGAAAUAAUCAUCGGUCGUCGAGAUGUAGUCAAAUCAGAUCACACCCUCCUCUUUUCUCAAUUAUAUUAUACAUUUCGCCCGUUUCCACACCCAACCUAAAUAGUAUUGGGAAACGGGAAACCGAGAUCAUCAUCUCCGAGUCGUUUUUCACUUUUUCUCAGUGAUUAGAGAACAAAAAUGAGCGCAGAGACGCAGACAUUUCCCUCUCUCUUUCUCUUUCUCUCUCUCUUUCUCUUCUUCUCCCAAUCGACGACAGUUUUCUCAACACUCGCACACAAAUAUUGUCGACUUACAAAACUGUUCACAAUGUGUAGUAUUAUUAAAUUGCUGAGAAACAACCGCAAAAAGUAUUACGGUAGUAGUAGUAGUUGUACAAUAGCCGGAAUUGCGGAUGAUACGACCGACCGGUAUCUCAAGUGCGAAGAGUGUAAAUGCUCAAGACACUGGGUAUGGCCUUGCGAUUUUUCGUGCUCUAAAGAAAACAACCGCUCAUUCUUCGAUCCUUUUUGCAGGUGGAACAAUUGCAACGCGAUGAAAUGGACCAAAUGUUGCAUCGGUUGCAAGUCGAGAAUAAGCAGUUGCGCAAAGAGUUGGAGUGGAAACGUGGCGCCGUCAGCACGCUCGAAAUUGACAGGUUCGGAGGGGACGACUGAAAGAAAAUGUGGUCAUACAUUUUCAGAAGCUCAAAAGCUCGUCACCACGAUCGGCGAAGUGAGAGCCGCGGUGGGACUCUUCCGCUGCGCAACGGAAGGAGUGUCGUCUCGCUGAAAAGCACGCAGAGCCAGAAUGAUGUGAGACAGGGCGCUGCGAUUUGAAGCCUAACCGGAUUAUGAUUCAGGUGAUGGACGAAGCGAAGGCGUUGCGACAGCACAAACAACGGCUCGAGCACCGUUCGCGAAUACUCGAGCAGCAAAACGAGCAGUUGGAGAUGCAGUUGCAGCGCCUCAAAAAGGUCAUCGACGCGGUGAGUCGUUUUGCGCGUCGUUGAAACUUUUCGAGAUUCCCUAGCUGACCGAAACACAUGGAGUGUUUAUGGGGGGACCAUUUGACCAGACUGCACAACUUUAACAGGGGACAACAUUUGGCCUAUUUCACACGCAAGUGCGCCCCGCCAAAUAGAGCGAUACAUUGGCGCGAAAUUCAAAUUUUAACAGCAAAAUUUGUGUUUUUCGCCAGAUUAGCCACGAAAAACCGAUAAUUUCUCAUUUUUCUCUCGAUAGACCGAUUCGAUAGGCUAUUACGAAUUUUUUAAGCGCAAGAACGCUAAAUUUGGUCAAGUCGCAAAUCACAUUUAUCCGUUUGAAGGUUUUUCGCUAAAACUGCGUGAAUUUCAGUUGCUUUUCGGUAAUGUUCGCGGUUCGAGCGUUCAAAAUGCUUGUAUUUAUGUGAUUUAUCAUUCUCAAAACCAAUGCUGUCGCAAAACGGCCGAGAAAGCGCAAAAUGAGAAGGCGAAAAAGCAAAGUCCGUGAAAAAUGCGCCAAAACGUCAUUAAUUCUGAGAAUUAGUGUGUUUUCAUGUCGAAAAAUCAUUUUUCAUCGCCUUCGACGACAAAAAUCAGAGAAAACGUGCUCAAUUCAUGAAAACGCCAUUGGGCCGCCGAGGCCACGCCCAUAUUGUCAGCUCUGGAGACCGUGCUGGAGCAAAGCGACAAAUUUUCGGGUAAAAUGAUCAAGGCCGCUUAGCAUUAUGACUGAUUUGCCGGCGAGCGUCCAGCCGGGGAACUAUUCCCAGCAAAGGAAGCUUCCGUUUCCGUCCUUCGCCACGGGGAGGCUUAGUCAUUGAAGGACAUCAGGAGAAUCUGCAGCUACUUGCCCCAACACACACACACACACACACAAAAGAAAAAGAGCAUUAUUUCACGGAUGCCUGUGCCGGAUUCAUUUUAGAUAAGCGCCCUGCGCCCUAGUUUAGAUUAGUUUACCGCCCGACGCCCCUCUCAAACACACGUCUGAACAAGGCUCCUGCGACGAGGUCAGUAUCGGUGGGGAGCGCACUUGCAACCUUCACGAUCGGCGCCUUUUCGAAUCAACUACCGGAAAAACUGGGUCGUUUUUUCGCAAACUUUUCUACAUAUUUGAGAGUUGACGAAUUUUCAAGCGAAUAAUCUCAUGCUUUCUCUUGCAGCAAAAGCAGUCGGCGCCGGUCCCGACGGCCACCACCAACUCGCUGGCGCGAGGCGGCGGUCCCGACGCGUGGACGCCCGAAAGAGCUCUUUCGUCGGCGCGGUCCGGCUCGCUCGUCGCCGGCGAUACGAUCCACGCGAAUCCGAUGGCCGUGGACGAGGAGGAUUGCGACGAUCGGCCACGUGGCAGUUCGGUCGGCCAGAUGCAGAACCUGAUGAACGCGUGCGACGAUUUGGGCCGCGCCAUGGAAUCGCUCGUCGUUUCCGUCGUUUACGAUUCCGACGAGAACGACGACUAA
Messenger RNA from Caenorhabditis sp. 36 PRJEB53466, 3434 nucleotides. Lineage: Eukaryota; Metazoa; Nematoda; Chromadorea; Rhabditida; Rhabditidae. The record is from the annotation of a GenBank genome assembly.